UAAAGAUGUCAGGAGAUAUACCAUUAAAUAUUAAUAUCAAGGAGCCCCGAUGGGAUCAAAGCACUUUUGUUGGACGAGCUAGUCACUUCUUUACUGUAACAGACCCCCGGAAUAUUUUGUUAUCUGAUGCCCAACUGGAAAAUGCAAGAAAAAUUGUGCAUGAUUACAGACAAGGUAUUGUGCCACCUGGCUUGACAGAAGAUGACUUGUGGAGAGCAAAAUAUAUCUACGAUUCAGCCUUUCACCCAGACACUGGUGAAAAGAUGGUCUUGAUUGGCCGAAUGUCAGCUCAGGUACCCAUGAACAUGACUAUCACAGGUUGUAUGAUGACCUUUUAUAGAACGACACCAGCGGUGGUUUUCUGGCAGUGGAUUAACCAGUCCUUCAAUGCUAUAGUAAAUUACACGAACAGGAGCGGUGAUGCCCCGAUUACUGGCAGCCAGCUGGGAACAGCCUAUGUUUCUGCUACCACGGGUGCUGUUGCGACAGCCUUAGGACUUAAUGCACUAACAAAGCAUGUCUCACCUCUUAUAGGACGGUUUGUUCCUUUUGCUGCUGUUGCUGCUGCUAACUGCAUUAAUAUUCCACUAAUGAGACAAAGGGAACUCAAGUUGGGAAUCCCUGUCACAGAUGAGAAUGGAAACAGACUGGGUGAAUCAACAAAAGCAGCUCAGCAGGCGAUUACCCAGGUGGUUAUAUCCAGGAUUCUUAUGGCUGCUCCUGGCAUGGCGAUUCCUCCCUUCAUAAUGAAUACACUGGAAAAGAGAGCCUUUUUAAAGAGAUUUCCUUGGAUGAGUGCUCCCAUUCAAGUUGGAUUAGUUGGAUUCUGUCUUGUGUUUGCAACACCCCUGUGUUGUGCACUGUUCCCUCAAAAAAGUUCUAUGUCUGUAACACGCUUGGAGCCAGAAUUGCAAGCCAAGAUUCGAGAGAACAGCCCUGAACUAGAACGUGUAUACUUUAAUAAAGGAUUAUAAUUCAAUGAGGGACUUGUGAACUUACUUUUGAAUUAAGUACCAACAUAUUUGAAGAUGAGAUCUCACUUUUGACUUGUCCUUUUGUUAAA
Messenger RNA from Antrostomus carolinensis (chuck-will's-widow), 1063 nucleotides. RefSeq names its product sideroflexin 1 (gene SFXN1). Gene Ontology annotation, biological process: monoatomic ion transport; serine import into mitochondrion. The transcript has 10 exons. The record is from RefSeq and is a predicted model, not a curated record. Bases 6 to 974 code for a protein of 322 amino acids. Lineage: Eukaryota; Metazoa; Chordata; Aves; Caprimulgiformes; Caprimulgidae. Gene Ontology annotation, molecular function: monoatomic ion transmembrane transporter activity. Gene Ontology annotation, cellular component: mitochondrial inner membrane.